ACUCAUCAAUGUGUCUUAAAAUUUGGAGAGCGGCUGUAACGAGUAACGACUUUAGCAAUAGCAACCUCAGAGCGGUUGAAGCUAUCCUGAGGACUGAGGAGGAUUUGGAAGAAUGGCCAUGGCAGCAAUGGCAAGACCAUCCUCAAUUGUAAUGCUAACAGUAAAAAGACAAAGACCCAGGUGGGUCUUUACUCCUCUGGCUCUGUCUCUGUCAUCUUCUUCCCCUACUCCAUCUAGAAAACUCAUUCUCUACUCAAAGCCUGGUUGUUGUUUGUGUGAUGGUCUCAAAGAAAAACUCCAAGCUGCUUUCUUAAUCUCCGGCCCUGAUUCCCUUCACGAUGUUGAUUUGCAGAUAAGGGACAUCACUAGCAAUUCUGAGUGGGAAAGGGCUUACCAGUAUGAGAUACCUGUGUUGGCCAAAGUGCGUCCUGACGGCACUGAGGAAACCCUACCAAGAUUAUCUCCACGUCUUGGAGUGGAGCUCAUUCAAAAGAAGAUAGCAGCUGCUUUGAAACAAUAAGAGGUUCUCUAAGGCUCAUGAAUGAUUGAUAUUCAAUUAUAUUUCAUCUUUUUUAUAUAUUUAAGUGAAAACACUGAUUCUAUUAUGAAUUUUUAACAUUAAAGGUAGUCAUGGACUGAAUCUGAAUGUAGGGACAGACAAUUUUAAACAUUGAUUAUAGAAAAAUCUGUUUCUUCUGUUACGUCA
Messenger RNA from Quercus lobata, 706 nucleotides. Its product is annotated as Thioredoxin superfamily protein. The record is from RefSeq and is a predicted model, not a curated record. NCBI's taxonomy places the organism in Eukaryota, Viridiplantae, Streptophyta, Magnoliopsida, Fagales, Fagaceae. The transcript has 3 exons. The coding region runs from base 113 to 520 and encodes 135 amino acids.